CGUCGUUGUCCUGCACACUGCUGCUGUGUUCCGCAUCGCACCUUGCUCUUGUUGAAGGACGGGAAAUUCGUUGCAACGAUAUUUCGUUCAAUGAGACACUGUGUGAAAAAUUGAAACAGGAUUUGUAUUGUGAUCGCAUUGCAGUACAUUACAGCAGACAUGUCCGACCCGACGGGAGGAGAUAAUGCCGCAGAGGACCAGCAGCAAGGGCGCUGGCUUGGUGCCGUGAGAUCGUGGAUUAGAGGGGCAGAGGGUGAAGCUCCGGCGGAAGGCGACGCACCCGCGCCUGCUAGCUCGCCGGCGUUAAGUGCGGAUGAGAUCCGCAGGCGAAGGCUGGAAAGGAUGGGGGGGUCCAACAUGGAUCAGCCUCAACUCCGAAAGCAGUCGCCGUCGCCACCGCCGCCUGGGGCGAAGGACAGCAAGCCCACCGCCACCCCAGUCUCUACCAAACCUGGAGCAACUGCUGGAAAGGAACCCACCAUUGGUGCGGCAACAACAGCGGCAGCAGCACCAGCACCAGCACCGGUGGUCGCCUCGACUCCGGGAGCGACCGGGGGCUUAACAGAAGGCGGUGGGUUGAAGGCGGGCGGCAGCGGCGCAAGUGGUGGUGUUACCGCCGUUGCCCCUUCUGCUCCUGGAGCCUUUGUUGGCGGCAAGGGAAAGAUUACCCCGGAGCAACGCCUACACAACUCGCUGCGGGUGGUUUUGAGGGUGAGAGAACGGGACCGAAUGUUGUUAGGCACGAUGAUGCGCAUGUAG
Ectocarpus sp. CCAP 1310/34 is the source of this 759-nucleotide messenger RNA. The record is from the annotation of a GenBank genome assembly. NCBI's taxonomy places the organism in Eukaryota, Phaeophyceae, Ectocarpales, Ectocarpaceae.